Molecule: messenger RNA, 3746 nt
Organism: Nematolebias whitei (Rio pearlfish)
Lineage: Eukaryota; Metazoa; Chordata; Actinopteri; Cyprinodontiformes; Rivulidae
Gene: maml3
Product: mastermind-like transcriptional coactivator 3
Exons: 6
Coding region: 179-3604 (1141 amino acids)
Biological process (GO): positive regulation of transcription of Notch receptor target; Notch signaling pathway
Cellular component (GO): nuclear speck; nucleoplasm
Molecular function (GO): transcription coactivator activity
Source: RefSeq, a predicted model, not a curated record
CGAGCUUGUUUUGGUUCGGGACGAGAAGAAGGCGGCUAACCGCCCUUUAAACCCUCCGCCUCGGCGGCUCUUCCGGACGGAUUCGAGCUCGGUUGGAGGAGGUGGAGGCGGCGGCGGGCUCGACCGGGACUGGGGAGACAAAGUUCCUCCAAAAUAGCAGCCACGAGUCGCCGCGGUGAUGGGGGACUUCGCCUCCCCCGCCGUCGGACCCAACGGCAGUCUCUGCAUCAACAGCGGCAUGAACCCGGGCAGCGGAGCCGUGGUGCCCGCCGGAGCCGUGGGCACACCUAAGCACAGCACGGUGGUGGAGCGGCUGAGGCAGCGGAUCGAGGGCUGCCGGAGACACCACACCAUCUGCGAGACCCGGUACCAGCAAGCCCACUUCGAGCAGCUGGAGCUCGAGCGGAGGGAGACCGUCCACCUGUACCAGAGGACCCUGGAGCAAAGGGCCAAGAAGUCCGGCGGCAGCAAGCAGCCGCAGAGCAAGCAGCAGGACUCGGACUGUGCGCCCUCCACGGAGCAGAAGAACACGCGCAUAGUGCUCCAGGAGACGGUGAAGAGGAAGCUGGACAGCGCUCGGUCGCCCCUGAACGGAGACCAGAACGGCAUCUGCGAUAGACGCAGCUACUCCCCGACCGCCAAGCGGGUUCUGAAGGAGAGCUCGGUUUUGGACUCGCUGACAGGUCUCCCGAAAAACAAUAGCAACAAUGUGCCACCCAUCUCUCCACUGCAUCACCAAAUGGACAUUAAGCCCUUACUGGACGGGCCCAACCCCUCCACCGCCAACAACACUAUAAGCAGCAACGGCACCCUCACGGGUCGAGCGUCAGACGAGCUGGGAAAGAGCGACGGCAUCCACCUUCCGGACAUGAAGCUGAAUCCUUCUCUGGACCUGGAGGACAGUUUCGGCCUCCUCAAGGACCUGAAACAGGAGCCGCUGGAUGAUGGGGGAGGCAUAGAGUCCACCGAUCCCCAGUCUCUGUCUAAUCAGAACAAACUGUUCUCGGACAUCAACCUCAACGACCAGGAGUGGCAGGAGCUGAUCGACGAGCUGGCCAACACGGUGCCCGAGGACGACAUGCACGACCUCUUCAACGAGGACUUCGAGGACAAGAAGGAGGUGGAGUUCGGCAGGCCGGCUAACAAUCAGACGCCCGGUCCGCAGGACACGGCAGGGAAUACGACGACGCCCGGAGGAGGGGCGGCGCCCACGACUCCUCUGCCUCCUCCUCCUCAGCCUCCGCAGGGAGGCCCGCAGGUUCCCAUCGGGUCACCACAGGUGCGACCGUCAUCUUCUGGCCCUCAGUUUGCAACCACUGCCAAUGGGACCCCUCCUCAGCAGCCUCUGCAGCAGUCUCCAGCUGUUGCCAUGCCGUCAGGUUCCCCGUUGCACAACUGCGUCGCUCAGUCUCCUCAAACCCCGACCCAGGCUCAGACGCAAGCGGUCUCCAGGCCUGGGAACGGAUACAUGAUGAACCCAGGCCCGGUGGGUCAGUCGGGGACGGGAGGAGGCGGAGGAGCCGGCAGCGGCGGCCCUGGGGGUCAGCCUUUGGGACCGGUCACGCCUGAACUUUCUAAAGCGGAGCAGCUCAAGGCGAUGGCCCAGCAGCACGUUCAGGCCAAACUGAUGCAGCAGAAGCAGCAGCAGCAGAAACAAGCAGCUAACUGGUCCCCUGCAGGGCCCCCCACCAGCCCCUACAACUCUGGUCCCUUUAACCAAGAUAAACCCAACAGCCCAAUGAUGUACCCGCCACAAGCCUUUAACACGCCGCAGGCCCCCAUGAACAACUACCUCCCUCACAACCACAUCAGCAUGAUGGGCCAGCAGCAGCCGAACAGCAUAAACCAGAGCGCCAUGUCCAAACAGCAGCAGCAGACGGCCACCAUGCUGUCGUACAACAACACCAAACCGCUGAGUCACUUCAGCGGCGGCGGCGUGGACCACAUGAGUCAGAGGAUGACUCCGCCCAUGGGGGGGAACAGUCAGGUCAAGAACCCCAUGAUGACGCCGUUUAUGGGUGGUGCGGGAGGUGGCGGGCAGGGAGCAGGGCCGGGGCAGACUCAGGGGCCCAUCCCAGGACAGACGGCCCACCUGGGGGAAGAACAGAAGAGGAUGCUGAUGAUGAAGCAGAAAGUGUUGCCGUACGGUACCAUGCAGUCCCACGGACAGGAACAAGGUGUGGUGGGAAUGUCACGGCCACCCGGCGCAAUACCCCCUCCUCACCCUGCGGGGGGCGUUGCCUCCGGAGUGGGACCCAACCAGGGGUCGGGUCCGCCGCCGGGCUACGCCAGCAACCAGCAGCAGGCGGCCAUGAUGAAGCAGAUGAUGGUGAUGGAGAAGAGGAUGCAGAUGAUGGAGCAGCAGAAGCAGCAGCAGAUGUUAAGAGAGCAAAGGCAGCAGCAGCAGCAUCUUCUGGCCGAGCAGCUCCAGCAGCAGCAGCAGCAUCUCCCGAGACAGAUGGGCCAAGGCCAGAGGAAUCCGUAUCCCCAGGUCAAUCAGUACCAAGGUCCUCCCCAGGAUCUGGCAUCCAGGAGUCAGUCUCUUCAAAGCAUUCGGACCUCACGGCUCCUACAGCAGCAGCACACCCAGCAGCAGAUGGUCCAGAUCAAUUCUGUUCAGAGCCAAGGAGGCCCUGUGGGGCCCCAGACCGACAUGGGACUACCUUAUGGCGCCCAGGGGUCCAACCAGGGUCCCCUGUAUGGACUCAACUCCAUGAGCCAAAUGAUCCACCAGCAGCAGCACCAGAACCAAAGCGUCCAAGCCCCCAUGGGUCUUCCACCGCAGCACAACCCCGCUGGAGGUCCGCCCCGGCAGGCAGGUUCAGGUCCUGGCCUGGGAGGUAUGCCUGGGGGCCCUGGGAGUAGUGGAGCUGGGGGUUACGGAGGACAGAGCAUGUUGAUGAACUCCAUGGCCCAGCAGCCCCUCAAAGGCCCUCCCACUGCCAAAGCCCAAACUCAGAGACUGCAAAGCAUGCUGGGAGCUGGAGGAGGCGGUGGGGUUAUGGCGGCUGGCGGCUGGCCGCAGCAACAAGGACAAAGUCUGCAGGCCAUGGGAGGAGGAGUGGGAAGGACUACAGGAGGAGGGGGGGGAGACAUGGUGGGGUUCAGUUCCUCCCAGGGUUAUGGGAUGCAGCCGGGACAACCUCCACGCAUGGCCAAGCAACACUUUCCAGGACCCGGACAGGCGAGUCAGGGCAUGGACCCCAGGGUGGGUAACCCAGCUGCGGUUAUGGGCAACCCCAUGAUAGGCCCUCACAUGGGGGGUCAGUCCAGGACCAACCAGCCCCGACCCAUGGUCAUGAACCAGGGGAUGAACCAGGGGAUGAUGGGUCAGGGGAUGUCUGGGAUGGGGGGGUUUGGGCCGGGCCCUGGAGGCCCAGGAAUAGGAGCAGGAGGAGGUGGUGGACCCUACGGACCAGCGGGAGUUGGAGUUGGAGUUGGAGGUCAGCCACAGGGCUACCAAAGGACAGCCAAUCAGGACUUGACGUCUUAUGGAUAUGGGGGCGGGCCCUCAGGUGGGGGAGCCUUUGGGUUGGGCGACGGCUCGGGGGCGGAGCUGGACUCAAGCGAUGGUUGGAUGGACGAACUUUUCCAGAACCAAUAGCCAAUGGGGAAAGUUUUUUUUAAUUUCCUGACAGAACUGAACCUCACAGUCGGACAAAACCUGAAAAAAAAAAAAAUCAAACGAAAAGGAUCAGAAGAUAAAAACUGGCAUGUUUUGUUUUGUAAAACAUGAGAAAGGUUAA